Molecule: messenger RNA, 2372 nt
Organism: Cynoglossus semilaevis (tongue sole)
Lineage: Eukaryota; Metazoa; Chordata; Actinopteri; Pleuronectiformes; Cynoglossidae
Gene: il2rb
Product: interleukin 2 receptor, beta
Exons: 10
Coding region: 216-1937 (573 amino acids)
Biological process (GO): cytokine-mediated signaling pathway; immunoglobulin mediated immune response
Cellular component (GO): external side of plasma membrane
Molecular function (GO): cytokine receptor activity; protein binding
Source: RefSeq, a predicted model, not a curated record
GGUUAGAAAAUGUGAGGGGCACUUAAAAGAAGAGAGCAGAGUGACAAUGGAGAGAGUGGUGUAUAGGUGAGAGAGAGAGAGUUUAGAUUGGACAGAGAGGGACAGUGUGCAAGCAAAAAAGUUAGGGUGAGGGAGACAACGGGGAGAGAGACGGACGGAGAAGAUGAAAACGUUGUCCCUCCAGCGUCGUCCUCUGCUCUGACCGACUAAUCCUGAUGAGUCGUAGCGUGGUCACGGCCACAGAGAUGCUGUGGCUCUCGUGCGUCCUUGCUGCUCUGCUUUCUACUGCAAACUCAAACUCCCACAAAGGACUUUUUUGUGUGAACGACUUUGUCAACAACGUCAGCUGCACGUGGAACAGCAGCGCAGCAGCCGGCGGCCCUGGUGCGGACUGUUGGAUCCACGUAAGUGUGGAAAACUGGAUCAGGGAAAACGGCAAAAGACAACUCAAGAUUAUAAUGGUAAGCUGCAAACUGCAACAACAAGGAGUUUCUCUGUCAGGCUGCAGUGUUGUCUUUGAAAAUAGAACUUUCCACUACUUUGACCUCAGCAACAUCAGCUUGGAGUGUGAUGGAAAGUUUGUAGAAAAUAUUACGGAUUAUAAAGUUCAAGAGCACAUUAAAAUGAACCCUCCAGAAGCUCCCAACGUCAUCAGCACUACUAACGACACCUGGAUGUCCUGGAACCUGGGCGCUCCCAGGUCACUCCUCAUCAAAGAAUUUGAUUUCCAAACUCAGGCCAAAUGUGGAAAUCAGACAUGGAAGGCCGCCUACAACCUGUUCAGAAGUGAGCAGCAGGUCCGGACAUCGUCAGAGCAGCUCAGGGGCCGCUGCCAGGCCAGGGUGAGAGUGAAGGCGCGUAAGAGGCUCAACAGCCACUGGAGCGACUGGAGUCCGACAACAUCCUGGACUGGACCUAUGGACGCAUCACAGAAUGAAGAUGGACUCUCACCUGUGACACUGGCCGUGAAGUUAAGCUCCGUUCUGCUCGUGGUUCUCAUCAUUUGUACCAUAUGUGUGAGCAAAAGGCAUCUCAAACUUAAGCCAUUGCCAAACCCGUCCAAAUACUUCCUGCCUGUACAGUCUGACCACGGAGGAAACCUGAAGAAUUGGCUCAAUCCGCUGUUAGUGUCCGACUCCUUCACCGUACAGUCAUGUGACCACAUCUCCCCGGUGGAGCUGUGCAGCGGCUCGGAGGUGGAACCCCCGACCUCUCCCUCCACCGGUUCCACCAGCGUUCUGCUUCAAACCACGGACGUCCCCUCCACCGCCUCUGACAGGAGCGUGGUUGUUGGUGAGAACUCCUCCUCCUCUUCCUCCUCCUCCUCCACCUCCUCCUCCUCCUCCUGCUUCUCCAACAUGGGCUACUUCCUGUCCAGCUCCUCCGGCAGCGGCGCUCACCUGACCCCAACUGACCCCAGUGCUGCGUACUGCACCUAUCAGGAUGAAGUUCACAAACCUCCCCGGGGCCACACGCUUCACCUCACCCUCUGCCCUUCCUCCUCAUUUUCUUCCUCCACCUACGAGAGACUGAAGAGGGAGCCGCAGAGUCCCGACUCUGGAUUUGACUUCACUCAGGAGAGCGAGGGUGACUUGCAGGAAGAAAAUGAAGAUGUUUUAGGUGACGUCCUGAAACAUCGUCCUCUCUUCUUCGCCUCCUCCACCGGCUUCACCUCCACUGCUGUAGCCCCCGCCCAGCCCCCCACUCUACCUCAGGUGUGCUCCGAAGAGCUGCUUGAUGCUGAUGAUGAUGAUGAUGAUGGUGAUGAGGAUGGUGAUGAGGAUGGUGAACCAAUCCCAGCUGCUUCUGUCAACUACGCUGCCUGGCCCGUGGCUGACACCACCUGUAGACCGUCCUCGGUCCCGUUGGAGGUCUGUAAACCAGGUUAUCUCACCCUCAAAGAACUCCAGACCACCUUCAGAAACAAGUCCCUCUAGUCCCGGGUCGACAAGCCGACCUGAUUGAAAACGGAGGAAAGCGCAAAUCAAUUGCUAAUCGUAUCAGGUUAACUCGCUGCUAGCUUCUUUGCCAAUUGUUUGACAUCUUUGACUGAACAUGAAGUUUUACUCAUUUCAUAGUUGGUCCGUUAGAGCAAGGACGGUUUUGUUUGUUUGUUUGUUUUUUUUAACCAAAAUUAUCAUUUUCAGUGUCUGUCAAUUCGACUACUUUGCACUUGCACAUGCAUCUGAAUUGAAUACUCGUCUGGUGUACUUUGUCAUGGAAAUGAUCCAGUUUCUGGUAAGUGUGUAAUCGCUGGUGUAACAGCUUCUUCUGAGCCAACCAGGUCAGAGUGAACUGUUUCCAUCACAGCCAGUGACACGUGUGUGAAGACCAAGCAAAAUAAAAGCUCGGCACAAAAUGGGUCGCACUCC